ACAGGCGCUAGGGUUAGGACGACAGAGGAGAGGCGCACCACCGCGCCCGGACGGCCGCCGCUCCGCUUGUGUCUCAUCUCCGCCGCCCCUCGCCUCCUCGUCCUCUCACUCUGCGGCUGCGGCAGGCGCCAGUAGGCCCGGCGCGCGGCCGCCCCUCACGGCGGCGACGGCGCACCGGAGUCGGGUCCCUCUCCCUCCUGCUCGACGAGUCCUGAGUAGACGGCACGGCUCUGCUCCGGCCUCCAUUGUAGAGGCUCGUGCUCCGCUUGAUUCCCCGCUCCUCUUUCCGGCCAUCCCGCCGCCCCUUCCUGGCCUCCUCCUCCUCUCGCCGCCGGCUAGAAGCGCCGAUAGCUGCCGUCCUCCGCCGCUUCCUGCUCCCGUUGCGUUCGUACCAUCGUCUUACUCCUGCGUAUGCUUGUUCCGGCCGUUCGGGACACCAUGCGCACCACGUGUUUGCGGGAUUGCCUAGCCGAGCUGCUCCGCUGCGGGGGCCAGCGCCAGGGCCAGGGCCGAUUCUGCUGCCCCGCACAGUUAUCUCUCGCCCGGGGGAUGACGCAGAGCCGCAGCGUGAGGCAACGGAGCAAGAAGAAGCGGGUGCACGCGCUCGAGGUGGCCACGGAGCGGUGGAAGGUACUCACCAAGGUGCUCGCCGUCAUCGACACGCUCAAGAAGGAGGAGGAGCACGUCACCCCGCUCAAGCGCCUUGAGAUCCUGCGCUCACAGCUCGGGCUCACCAAGCCCAACAAGGUGGCCCACUUCGUGCGCCGCUCGCCGCAGCUCUUCGAGGUCUGCCGCGACAGCCGAGGCGUCAUGUGGGCGGGCCUCUCGCCGCAGGCCGAGGCGCUCGUCGAGGAGGAGGCACGCCUGCUGGAGGAUCACUCACGCACGGCCGCUGAGUACGUCACCAGGCUGCUGAUGAUUUCGGUGGACCGUCGUCUGGCCAUCGACAAGAUUGCACAUUUCAGGCGCGACAUGGGGCUUCCUCAUGAUUUCAAGACACGAUGGGUUCACAUGUUCCCUGAGCAGUUCAGGGUGGUCAGGUUGGAGGACGGCGAUUACCUGGAGCUUGUCUCUUGGAAUCCAAACUGGGCAGUCACCGAGCUCGAGAAAAAGACGGCAGCAUUGACUGGUGAUGCAAAUGCUAAUGACAUUGCCAGUCCACCAGGAGAGCUCUCACUAUCAUUCCCCAUGAAGUUCCCACCAAAUUUUACAAGUUACUACAAAUUCCGCGGAAAAGUUCAUCAUUAUGUGAAAAAAGGCAAUACUGAGCAGUUUCAGAAGACAACAUACCUAUCUCCUUAUGCAGAACCAGGAGGAUUGACUCCUGGCUCGCCGGAGUUUGACAAGAGGGCAGUUGCAGUGAUGCAUGAGAUACUGAACUUCACGUUGGAAAAGAGGCUGGUGACUGAUCACCUCACACAUUUCCGUCGUGAGUUUGUUAUGCCGCAGAAGUUGAUGAGACUGCUUCUGAAGCAUUAUGGCAUCUUUUAUGUCUCUGAGAGGGGGAAGCGGUUUAGCGUAUUCUUGACGGAGUCUUAUGAUGGGACAGAAUUAAUAGAGAAGUGCCCAUUGGUGAGGUGGAAGGAAAAAGUCCUUCAACUUACCAGCUAUAGAGGGAGGAUCAAGAAUCUUGGUAAAUUUGCCGAGUUGUCUGAUUCAGAGGACUAUUUGUUUGGUAAUGAUGAUAGUAGCGGUGCUACUGAUUCUAUAUUGGAUGUCAAAAGUGAAGAUUCGGAUGAUAUCAUGGAUGAUGGCGCUCUUGCAGAUGAUACUGAGAUGGAUGUAGGGGAUCUAAGUGAUUGUUGCAUAGAGUGAAUAAGUGACAUCGAUUAAUUUAAAGAGCAGUUUUUUAUUUUUGUUCCCUAACGAUCAAGCUCCAAAAGUCUAUUCUUGUGAUCCUAGGGCAAUGGUUAUAUUCUGUUACUCCCUCGCUCAUGGCAUAUUUGGAUUCUUUAUAUUAACCUAGGGCUUAAAAACUGUUGCUGAUUGGAUAUGUCAUGUUUGCUUAUUGCUAAAAACCUAAACCAUGCGUACUUUAUGUUAUUCACAGAAGAUGAUAUUUACAAACAAUCCAAGCAAGAUUUGUUUUAACAGUAAUCGCUGUCUGAAGUCAGUUUUCUAGCCUUCCAGUUGGUGAUGGAUUCAAUAUUCAGAUAAGUACAUCGCUACUAUUUGUCAUCGGCUAUUCGAAAGCUUUAUUUACACAUAGUUAACUGUGUGCUGUAAGAAGGGAAUAUUUUUGUUAUGGUGUCAUAAUAAGACUUUCAAAAGGGUUUUGAAGCAGCUGAACAGCCGGCCAACGUGGAAGUGUGGAACUUGAACUCUAGUGCUCGUUAAUAUUUCACUUGAGCGUUCAGUGACCAAAAAGUGACCAGUCUAUUGGGAGAUCCAUCACCUCUGCUACAAACAUGCUCACAUAGCGAUCAGAGUUUAUCAGAUUGGCCAGUGGGACAUCAUCGGCACAAUCCAUAUAUUCUCUCAUUGUUCAGAUUCGAUACUUCAUGCUAUGGUGGCCAUCCCUCAUACGAAUGAUCAUCUUUGCAUGGUUAUAUUAUCAAGAUAAUGAAGAAGUGUUUUAUUUCUCUACUUCCUGCAUCUUGGUGCAUAUACAAGACAAAAGGUCCAGCAUUCUUUUUCAUUAAAACAAAUCUCAGGUUUAGCACUUAUUUUUCAAACCAUUUUCUUAGCUUAGCAUUUUGCCUUUUGAUCUAUCAUCAAGUCAAUUCUUCUCUCCGUUGUGACUGUGACAGCACGGCCAUCAUGGCUUAACAUUUGCCGUGCCAAUUUAAAGCAGGCUGGAAGUAGUUGAAGGCCAUUGCCAGAAA
This is a messenger RNA of Oryza sativa Japonica Group (Japanese rice), 2825 nucleotides long. NCBI's taxonomy places the organism in Eukaryota, Viridiplantae, Streptophyta, Magnoliopsida, Poales, Poaceae. The record is from RefSeq and is a predicted model, not a curated record.